AUGCCGAGCCGCAACGAGAUCGUGCCGCUGGACACGUCCGCCAUGGCUGCGGCGGCCGAGGCGACUGAAGCGCACGCACGCCCCGGCCCAGGCGCAGUGACCGUGCCAGCUCCGCAGAAGCCCAAAGCAAAUGCCACUCACACGUUCAGCAGCAGCAGCAGCAACAAGGCCCGAGCCACGAGCGCCGAGAUGGCCUCGGUGCAGGAGCAGCGCGUGACGCUCGUGCGCGCGCAGCGGAGACACACGGCCUUCCAGCUCUUCUACGGCUUCUUCGGCCUCGCGCUCAUGAUGGUGCAGAUGGAGUACUUGUGGUUCGCCAACACGCAGACUUUGCCCGAUACGUGUCCCGUGGAGUCGACGACGCAGUGUCCGCAGUGCUUCGAGGCUCUGGGCGCGUCUGUGCCGGUGCAAGAGGGCCGGAUGAUUCUCUUGGCGCUGCGGAUCCUCAUCACCUUCUCGACAGCGCUCAUGCUGUACUACGUCUACCUCUACUACGCCGCCGAGUGCGAGGUCAUGAAGCUCAAGAACAUCAUGCCGCCCAAAGCCACGCUGCUGAGCUCGUCGCUGCGCCGAAUACUCCUGCUCGAGAUGGCCGUGCUCGCUGUGCACCCGUUCCCUGGAAUCGAGGACGUGGAUCCCAAGUGGCCGCAGCUGACGGUGGCCACGAGUCUGCUCAUGUUCACGCGCGUGGCUCUCGUGGUGCGCGUCGUGCAGUUCCGCAACUCGUUCAACUCGAGCAACGGCUGGUUCAUCGGCGCGUUGACCAACGUCGACUUCACGGCCACGUUCUUCCUAAAGUCGACGCUCAAGAACCACCCGACGAGUUGUUUAAUGGCGAGCUUCGCCGCGCUCGGGUUUGUCGCUGGUUACGCGCUGUACGUGGCGGAGCGAUUCCUUUGCGCCUUCAAACAAAACUCGUGCUGCCAGCCCAUGCUGCUGGACGACGCGCUGUGGAUGCUUAUCAUCACCAUCUUGACCAUCGGAUACGGCGACGUUGUGCCCCGAACGACGUUAGGGCGGGCCAUCGCUGUGUGCGCCGGCAUCUUCGGCACUCUCUCCACUGCUGUCACCAUCGCAGUCAUGAGCAACUACCUGGUGCUCACGCGCUCGGAGCACAAAGUGAACGCCUUCCUCAAGAAGGACGAAAACCGCCGGCUCAUCAACGAUCACGCAGCUCGAGCUCUUCAGGCGUUCGUACAGCUCCGAGCAGCACAGCGCCGGCAUUCGGGUCUAGUCAGCCGCCCAGACAGAGGAGAGAAUGGGUCUGUGAGUGUCACGACCACGGAAGUUCCUGUCGAGAGCCCCAAAGGCGGCAACCCCACAGGCACCACCAGCACCAAACGAGCCUUACGUCGCGCAGAGCUCAAACUGUUCACCGUGCUGGGCAAAUACCGACAGGUGAAGCGGCAGGUGCAUUCGCACGACGUCAGCGACCCCAUGGACUCGCAGAUGACGAUGCUCGAAAUGAUGGAGGUCAACGUCGAGUACAUCCGCACCAAGAUCGAGGAACUGUCGGAGCUUUUCAUCACGCAGACUGCCGACCGCGGGGGACGAAGCAAGCGGAAGCUUAGCAGCAUUAUAGCAGCAGCGGCCAUACGAGAAUCACCCGCCGAGGCCGAGGCGCCACCGGCGAGCGGAGGAGGAGGGUCCCUAUCACUGCCCGCUACCAGCGGCCCGCUCGCUCUCAUGCAGCAGCUUCAGCUCCAGCCGAACCAACUCCAGCGCUCUCCACCGCGUACACAGCAACAGCAACCGUAUCAGCUCCGCCAGCACGUACCAACCAUGUCAACGCUGCAGGAGAAUGAACGCAGUGGCUUAACUCAGUCCGCGCCGACGUCGCCAGAAAACGUUCCGACCUGGGCUCUCGUGCUCGAGUUGACGCUGCAAAGUUUGCUAGAGCAGGUGUCGCGCGUGUCGGACGAGGUGGAGGCGAUGAAGACGCGCAUGGCGACGCAUAACGAGGACCUUGAGAACCGCGUUCUGAGUCUAGAGAAGCGCCUGGUGGUGGCCGAUGCCCUGCACGAGAUGUCCAUGUCUCGAGGCUCGGCGAGGAAUCUGCUGCGGCGUGGGUCGAAAUCGAGCGACGACGGAUCAAACGCAGGUAGCGCGUCCUCGCCGCCUUCACGCCUUCGACGGGGAAGCACCGUAACAAUACACCGGCCGUCCAUACACAACUUCGUGACACCGUCAGAGUUGAGCGAGUACCAAAAAGCCAACGAGGAGCAGGGCGAAGGUUGA
Molecule: messenger RNA, 2238 nt
Organism: Phytophthora sojae
Lineage: Eukaryota; Oomycota; Peronosporomycetes; Peronosporales; Peronosporaceae
Exons: 2
Coding region: 1-2238 (745 amino acids)
Biological process (GO): potassium ion transport
Cellular component (GO): plasma membrane
Molecular function (GO): small conductance calcium-activated potassium channel activity; calmodulin binding
Source: RefSeq, a predicted model, not a curated record